Molecule: messenger RNA, 1282 nt
Organism: Myotis davidii
Lineage: Eukaryota; Metazoa; Chordata; Mammalia; Chiroptera; Vespertilionidae
Gene: RRP36
Product: ribosomal RNA processing 36
Exons: 6
Coding region: 58-696 (212 amino acids)
Biological process (GO): maturation of SSU-rRNA from tricistronic rRNA transcript (SSU-rRNA, 5.8S rRNA, LSU-rRNA)
Cellular component (GO): 90S preribosome; nucleolus
Source: RefSeq, a predicted model, not a curated record
GCUGAGCUCAAUUGUGUGUGUCCCCUAUCUUCACCUCCUUCUGCAGACACAUCUAACAUGUCCUUUGAGGAGCUGUUGGAAUUGCAGAGCCAAGCGGGGACUAAGGCAUACAAACAAUUGGUAGCUGGAAGCAGCACUAAGAAGCAAGGCUCUAGACCCCCUGUCCAAAAUGCCUGUGUUGCAGAUAAGCACAGGCCUCUGGAAAUGUCAGCCAAGGUCCGGGUGCCAUUUUUGCGUCAAGUUGUCCCCAUCAGUAAGAAGGUAGCCCGGGACCCCCGCUUUGACGAUUUGUCAGGGGAAUAUAAUCCUGAAGUGUUUGACAAAACGUAUCAGUUCCUGAACGACAUCCGAGCCAAAGAGAAAGAGCUCGUGAAAAAGCAGUUGAAGAAGCACCGUUCAGGGGAGAAGCAUGAGAAGCUGCAGCAGCUGCUUCAGCGAAUGGAGCAGCAAGAAAUGGCACAGCAGGAGCGGAAGCGGCAGCAGGAGCUGCGCCUGGCUCUGAAGCAGGAGCGGCGGGCGCAGGCCCAGCAGGGCCAUCGUCCCUACUUCCUGAAGAAAUCUGAACAGCGCCAGCUGGUCCUAGCUGAGAAGUUCAAGGAGCUGAAACGCAGCAAGAAGCUAGACAGCUUCUUGAGUCGAAAAAGGCGCCGAAACGCAGGCAAAGACAGGCGACACCUCCCUUCGAAUAAGGACUAAUAGGAACUGACCUCAUCUCUGCCACUGCCCUGUGAGAACUGGGUCUGUGGGGACAGACUGGGGCUUGGCCUAUUCUGGGUCUUUCCUCUUCAAGGACAAGGGUCACAGCUGCCCUUGAACUAGAUUGGCUCAGCAGUGACUAAAGGGUUCUUGGGCUGCCCCGGGGUGGACAGGAACAGCCAGUCUUCGCCAUCCCACACUCCUGCUUGGAUCUGGCUCAUCAUGUGCUCGUGUCCUCCCAUCCUUGCCUUACACCGGGGAUAGGAACCUUUUUUCUGCCAAGGGCCAUUUGUAUAUUUCUAACACCAUUCAUGGGCCAUACAAUAUCAUCAGUUUAAAAAUUAGCGGCCAUAUUUGACAAACAUUUAAUGACCUCACCCCUAAUGCCUUGGCAGGGCCAGAACAAGUGAUGCCAUGGGCCUUCUAUUGCCCGCAGGCUGAACAUUCCCAGCCCCUGUGAAAUCAGUAAUUCUGACAGAGGGAAAAAGGGUCAGUCACCUUAGGUUAGCGAAGGCCAUGGAGUCUUGACGGCUUCCAGGACUGGGACUUUAUGUAAGAGCCAGUUAAUAAACAUUCCUGUCGCUCA